This is a messenger RNA of Acanthosepion pharaonis, 1203 nucleotides long. The record is from the annotation of a GenBank genome assembly. NCBI's taxonomy places the organism in Eukaryota, Metazoa, Mollusca, Cephalopoda, Sepiida, Sepiidae.
AUGCUUCCCCCUCUCCUUCUUUCCAUCUUUCCAUCUGUCCCUCUUUCCUUCUUUCCCUCUUUCCCUCUUUCCAUCUUUCCAUCUGUCCUUCUUUCCCUCUUUCCCUCUGCCCCUCUUUCCCUCUGUCAUUCUUUCCCUCUUUCCCUCUGCCCCUCUGUCCUUCUUUCCCUCUUUCCCUCUGCCUCUCUUUCCCUCAGUCCCUCUUUCCCUCUUUCCCUCUGCCCCUCUUUCCCUCAGUCCCUCUUUCCUUCUUUCCCUCUGCCCCUCUUUCCCUCAGUCCCUCUUUCCCUCUGUCCUUCUUUCCCUCAGUUCCUCUUUCCUUCUUUCCCUCUGUCCCUCUUUCACUCUUUCCCCCUUUCCAUCUUUCCCUCUUUCCCUCUUUUCCUUUUUCCUUCUGUCCCUCUUUCCAUCUUUCCCUCUGUUCCUCUUUCCAUCUUCACACCUCACUUCCUAACCCACAUUAUUUUUUCUUUAUUUUCAUCCCCAAUUUUAAAUCAACACCUUUCGACUUCCUCACGAACUAUCUCCACACCUACCGAUCAUUUCAUUCUUUCUCCUACCCUUCCAAACCCAAAGCUGCCACCACUUGUCUUAACCUUUUUUCUUUUUCACCAAACCUCUCGCCCCCCACCCACGCAUAUCAAUGUUUUCGACUUCGUUGCUAGCGCUUUCACAAAAAUAUUCAACUAUAUCAACACUUUAUGUCUGCUACAUAUCUAUCUAUCUAUCUAUCUAUCUAUCUAUCUAUCUAUCUAUCUUAGUCUGUUUUUAACUAUCUAUUUCAGUCUGUUCACCUUUCUCUCUAUUUCCGCCUGUUCAUAUCUAUCUAUCUAUCUAUCUAUCUAUCUAUCUAUCUAUCUUAGUCUGUUUUUAACUAUCUAUCUAUUUCAGUCUGUUCACCUUUCUCUCUAUUUCCGCCUGUUCAUAUCUAUCUAUCUAUCUAUCUAUCUAUCUAUCUAUUUCAGUCUGUUCACCUUUCUCUCUAUUUCCGUCUGUUCAUAUCUAUCUAUCUAUCUAUCUAUCUAUCUAUCUAUCUAUCUUAGUCUGUUUUUAACUAUCUAUCUAUUUCAGUCUGUUCACCUUUCUCUCUAUUUCCGUCUGUUCAUAUCUAUCUAUCUAUCUAUCUAUCUAUCUAUCUAUCUAUCUAUCUAUCUAUCUAUCUAUCUCUUCCGGUGCUUUGUCGACGAUAUAUUAAAAAAGUAG